AUGGCCUUCGUGACCUUCUGCGGGCUGAGGACGGGGGACCUGAGGCUGAUCGCUAGGACUGUGCUGCCGAAAAUUUUCUUGGAGAACCUCCAUCUACAUGCAUGCGAGGUGCUGAAAGGGAGGCGAGCUGUUGUGCUCACCACCUUGCCGAGGCUCAUGGUGGAGGGAUUCUUGAAGGAGUACUUAGAGGUGGGGGAGGUGGUGGGGGCGGAGCUGCAUGUGGUGAAGGGCUGCUACUUCACGGGGGUCAUCUCUUGGCCUGACAAACAGAGAGCUCUCAGGGACAUGGUCAAGGCCGGUGCGACCAUUGUGAACCUCUCCAAUGUCCACCACCACCAACUCUCGGCCAAGGAAAUUUAUGUCGUGAGAGAGGAGGAAUCAAGGAGUGAGAGCAGCAAAAUGCCGAGAAACAAGUACCCGAAGCCACUUGUGUUCCAUGACGGAAGACUGGCUUUUCUCCCGACGCCAUGCGAGAUGAUGGCGUUCUUCAUGUGGAUACCCGUGGCAAUCCCUUUGGCCGUGUUCAGGAUCGCGAUGGGGAUCGUUUUCCCUUAUAAAAUAUCCAUCUUCAUCGCCGUCGUCACCGGAAUCCGAUUCCGGAGGGCCGGAGAUGGGAAAGCGAACGGGGAGAAGAAGGGGGUGGUGUACGUGUGCACGCACCGGACGCUGUUGGACCCGGUGAUGCUGUGCUCGGCGCUGGAGAGGACGGUGCCGGCCGUGACGUACAGCCUGAGCCGGGUGUCGGAGGCGUUGGCGCCGAUGCGGACUGUGCGGCUGACCCGGGACAGGGGACGAGACGCGGCGACUGCUGGCGGUGGCGGGGGGCCUGGCGGUGUGCCCGGAGGGGACGACGUGCCGGGAGCCGUACCUGCUGCGGUUCAACCCGCUGUUCGUGGAGGUGGCGGAGGAGGUGGUACCGGUGGCUCUGGACGCGCGGGUGGGAAUGCUGCAGCUAAUCAUCGUUGA
Molecule: messenger RNA, 966 nt
Organism: Zingiber officinale
Lineage: Eukaryota; Viridiplantae; Streptophyta; Magnoliopsida; Zingiberales; Zingiberaceae
Product: glycerol-3-phosphate acyltransferase 1-like
Exons: 3
Coding region: 1-966 (321 amino acids)
Biological process (GO): cutin biosynthetic process
Cellular component (GO): membrane
Molecular function (GO): phosphatase activity; glycerol-3-phosphate 2-O-acyltransferase activity
Source: RefSeq, a predicted model, not a curated record